Messenger RNA from Bemisia tabaci, 3113 nucleotides. The record is from RefSeq and is a predicted model, not a curated record. Lineage: Eukaryota; Metazoa; Arthropoda; Insecta; Hemiptera; Aleyrodidae.
GAUGUGGAUGUGACUUUCACCGUGGGCUUUUCCCCUCGUGGUUUUACUGUGUUUACAGUCCAUUAAUGAUUCUCUGUGUGAAAUUCAACUUCUGGUGGAAAACUAGCAUUUACACCUAGUUCCCCUCUAAAUAUCAAGAGGUCUAAGUGUAUCAGUUGUAUUAAGUUUAGCCCGCUCUGUGUGACUCCUCUCAAGAUUCAUCUGACGCAAACUUACAGCUGUCUGCAACCAACUUUAUUCUAAAAUCAAAGUAGAUUACCGGCUUUCACGUACACCAAAAUGCUCGAAAAGUGGUGUUCUUAUUCUUCACACGGAGAGGUGAUUCCGAACACAAGGAUCAUAGCUUUCAAAGUUCCUCUGAGAAAGGAAUCGAUGCAAAACAGAGAUGCAAAAGAAUGGUUUACACUGGACGAUCUCGUGAAGGCCAUACCAAAUUUAGGUCUAGUCAUCGAUCUCUGCAACACCCAAAAGUACUACAAACCAAAGGAUUUGGAAUCGAGGGGAAUUAUACACAAGAAGGUCGUGUGUGUUGGAGGAGCAGUCCCACCAAAAUCUGUCACAGACAAAUUUUGUUCUAUCAUUGAUGACUUCUUGAAAGAAAAUGACUCAGAUAAAUUAGUAGGAGUGCAUUGCACUCAUGGACUGAAUAGAACAGGAUACUUAGUUUGCAGAUAUUUAAUGACGCGAUUAAAUAUGACACCUAACGAUGCCAUUAAAGCGUUCGAAGAGGCCCGAGGUCACCAGAUCGAGAGGCCGGAGUUCAUCGAGUACCUGAAAAAAUUCGAGGACCCAGAAUUCGUGGACAACGACAUCCGCAGCAACAAAUUCGUGCCGAAUCGGGGGUGGUCGGGCAGGCCCGCUCCCCCGCACGACGACAACCGCGGUCCCCCUAUCGAUAGACACCACUUCAGGGACGAUAGAUAUAAUCCCAGGGACGAUAGAUAUAACCCCAGAGACGAUAGAUAUAAUCCCAGAGACAGAGGUUUCUACCCCAGAGACGAUAGGUACAACCCCUACCAUAGGGAGUCGAGGCAUACACCUUGUUCCGGGUUCGGAAGCCCCCUGGACCGGGAAGAAAGUUAUCCCAACCGUAGGUAUAACGAUUUCCCGGGUCGAUGGGGGCGCGAACCGCGUCAUCCGGGUGCGUUUGAUGACGUCAGCGAGCCCCAAGAAGGUAGACCUGCCCAUUGGGAUAGGAGCUCCAGACCACAGUUUAAUUCCCGCCGUGGUAGGAGAGAUAACGAACCGUCCACGCGCCUCCGGAGAUGAUACUACUGUCGAGUGGUCGCACUCGCCUUAGAGCAAAUUGAUGUACAGUGACUUUUAAGUCAGUCCACGGAAAAUGUCGUUGUACUGAAAUCUUGGGGCUAAACGGAGGUCGGUGAGAAAUCUAAAUCGCCUCGCAAAAUUGUAUCGAUCGGGUUUUUCAUGAGGAGAGUUUUUGGUCUGAGCUAAAGUCGUGUCCCUUCAUAUUCUGAAUUCCUCAUUUUUUAAUGUCCUCGGAACGUGCCUCUGGAAAGUUCCCUAAUUGCUAGAAAAUUCAUGCAUCUCAUUCUUUCUUAUCAAGAUGUAGUUUGAAAGUUGUCCGGGUUGCUGUAUAGUCUUUCAUCAGCGUAUCUGUAAAUCAAGGCAUAGGUUAAUUUUCACGAAAAGCCGAUGAAAUCUCAUAACUUAAAGUAGAUUAUCUCUGCCCUUUUUCGCUGACGCUGCAUUAGUUAAAAAUAUGAUCGGAUUUAUGAAAAAGGACUUUAUCUUCCGUGAGGAAAUUUUCCCUCAACUCAAAAAUUGAAGUAAAUAUGAGUUCUGAAUUUCCACAACAACAAUUCUUAGGUUGUAGAAUAUGCGGUUUUUAACUUUGAAAAUAAGCUAAGGGACAUUUGCUCCAGGAAGAUAAGGUCCCUUUUCACAGAACUGGUCACGAAAGAGCAAUUUUUGUAUAACUAUACUUUAUUAAAUGUUGAUUAGCACACGAUUUAAUUCUGAAGGUACUCCAAAAUGUAUACUUUUUUCCGAUAAUGCUACCAUAAAGAAGCGUAAAAAUUUAAGUUAAAUUUUCCCAAAGCAUAGCAAGUAUGCUGUAAAAAAUGAAGAGUGAGUUUAAGUGAAGAAUACACACUGAUCGGAUGCUUUUUUUAAUUUUUGAUAGUUAGAUUAGGAGUAUUAAUCUCUCUCCGAUACGUGUUUUGUUAUAAUCUCACAAUGAUUUUCACCUUACUGACUUAUAUGUAUAAAACUAAUGAACUUUUGAUUUUCCUGCGUGUUAGAAAAUUGCUUCUCAUAGUUUUCUUUAGAAAACUUACGAUCUUCAAUUGCACCAUGAAAGGCUGAUCGCCCAAUUAAGACGAUUUUUCGUCCCUCUUGCGCGCCGGAGUUAUUGUGUUUAUUUAUGCCAAGGCUUUCUCUUCGGGUUCUCUCCUCCCCCCCCCCAAAUAAGUCCGAAAUUCUUUUAGCCAUUUUUUAGAAAUUAUAACAGCCCCACGACUUUUCCUUUUUCAUUUUAGGUUAUAUUUAACUAUCUUGCUAAAAUUCUUGCGUAUCUAAAAAUUUAUACAUGCGUGUACAAAAUGUCUUUCUCGUCACUUGUACCUUGCAUUUAAAUUUAUGUAAUUCAUUUUAAGUUAUAAGUAAGUAAUCUUUUUCGUUUAAAAUCAGACACAAAAUUUAAAAUUUAUCUUGAUCUCUCGUGACCUCUCUUUAUAUUUAUAAUGUUUGAGGCUGAUUAUCAGCAAGGUCAUAUUGAUAUUUUCAGUAAUUUUUUGAAAAUAGCGUAAAUCGUCAGUAUCAUUAUUUGUUUUUUUUCUGUCUUCGCCGAGAAUCGCCAUCGGCAAGUCAUGCAAAGUUUGUUUAUUUUGAUUGCAAGAAAGCGAUCUAACUUCAUUAUCUUUUACCAUCGCGUUGCAUGGAGUGACGUGGACUGUUUCAGAGUAAAUGUUUCAUCUUGUAUAUCUUUUUCCAUUUCUUUUUGCUGAGAAAGUAAUUUUUGGUCAAUAACUUUCUUCAUAUUUCUCUUUUUAACAAAGCAAAAUCCAAUCAUGAGGGAAAAAAAGAAAUAUUUUUGUUAACUAUUUAAGAUUCUUUCUUGAUGUUAAUAAAUUGAAAUUCCGAAGUAAAAA